AGUCAAAAGGAGACUGCUUUACCACUUGUUCGUCUUGCCUCCUCGAUCCUCCUGCCUCUUUUUGGCUCUCUCGAUCAUCAGUUUCAGACUUUGAGAUUGUUUUGCUCAGUGAUUGAAAUGGGGAUCGUUUCUCAGGAGGCGAUCAAGCAAUUCCAAGCUUUGAUGGAUCAAGUUGAUGAACCCCUCAAGAUAACAUUUCAGAAUGUGCACCAAGGAUAUCUAGUUGAGACUUUUGGGCGUUUUCUCAGAGCAAGAGAGUGGAAUGUUGUCAAAGCCCAUAAAAUGUUGAUAGAUUGUUUAAACUGGAGGGUGCAAAAUGAGAUUGACAAUAUAUUGGCUAAACCCAUACUUCCAAUUGAAUUGUACAGAGGAGUGCGAGACUCACAGCUCAUAGGCCUUUCAGGUUACUCUAGAGAGGGUAUGCCAGUCUUUGCUAUUGGGGUUGGGUUAAGUACAUUUGAUAAAGCGUCAGUUCACUACUAUGUGCAGUCACACAUUCAAAUCAAUGAAUAUCGAGAUCGUGUUAUUUUGCCUUCUGCGUCGAAGAAGUAUGGUAAGCCUAUUACCACGUGUGUGAAAGUUUUAGAUAUGACUGGCUUGAAGCUUUCAGCACUAAGCCACAUUAAGUUGUUGACAAUUAUAUCAACAGUUGAUGAUUUGAAUUACCCAGAGAAGACAAGUACGUACUACAUUGUAAAUGUGCCUUACAUAUUCUCAGCUUGUUGGAAGGUUGUCAAGCCCCUUUUGCAGGAGAGGACAAGGAGAAAAGUACAAGUAUUGUCUGGUUGUGGUACAGAUGAGUUGUUGAAGAUAAUGGAUUAUGAAUCUCUUCCUCGUUUCUGUAAAAGAGAAGGUUCUGGAUCGUCUCGAUCACAGAAUGGAAGCGACAAUUGCUUCUCCUUGGAUCACCAUUUUCAUCAACAGCUCUACGACUACAUCAAGCAGCAAUCUUUCAUCAAUGAAUCUGUUCAACCCAUCAAGCAGGGUUCUUUUCAUGUGGACGUACCUGAGCCUGCUGCAGAAGGAACACAGAUUGCCAAAACAAUAGAAUAUGAGUUCAACAAAUUUGGUAACGGCAAUGGGGUAUCUGACUCAUUUGGUGACCUUAAAAUCAAUGGUGACUGAACCGCACACCGUGGUACUUUGCAGUGUCAUAACUAGCCCAUUCAUGGUUGCUCUGUUUAAAAGAUGCUCAACAUGGAAUCUUGCUCUAUUGGUACUACAAUUGCAGCUCUGCACACUAAUUGGUUGUAAUGGCAGUUACUUGAAUUUCAUCCAAGUAAAUUCCACAAGGGAAAGGGAAAGCAAACUCAAUGUAUGUGAUCUGACAUGUAGCUGGAUAAUCGGUAGCCAGUACGUGUUGUAGUGCAGCCGAUACUUAUCAUUUUUAUUCACAGUUGUAAAUUAUGUAGUAAUUGCACAGAUAAACCUGUUAUAAUUUAUUAGCAAUUCCAUCUGAGUAAGGGUUGUUUUUCUUUUAUUUUUCUGGGCUUUAGCUUUUGGUGGGAGAAGUUGUUUUUCUAAUUAUAUUU
Fragaria vesca subsp. vesca is the source of this 1532-nucleotide messenger RNA. RefSeq names its product SEC14-like protein 1-like. NCBI's taxonomy places the organism in Eukaryota, Viridiplantae, Streptophyta, Magnoliopsida, Rosales, Rosaceae. The transcript has 11 exons. Bases 118 to 1125 code for a protein of 335 amino acids. The record is from RefSeq and is a predicted model, not a curated record.